AUGGUGCGUCUGCUGAUUGAUUAUGGCGAAGAUAUUAACGCAACCACCGAAUGUAGCUUAACUGCAUUGCUUAUUACUAUUCAAAAUAAUAAAUUUGAAUUAGUAAAAAUAUUAGUGAGUUUGGCUGCUGAUAUAAAUAAAAAAGUUUAUGACGGCCACAAAUUCAUAACAUUAAUACCACUGCAUCAAGCUCUUCAACAUCCUGAUGGAAGAAUAUUCAAAUAUUUGUUGGAUACGAAAAGAGUUGAAAAGAAAGACCUCCAAUCUGCAGCUGUGCCAGCUAUACAUUGUUCGGACUCUGAAAACAAAGCAGAAAUCUUAUUACAACCUUUUUCGAGUGAUGAUUACAAAUAUCCCGAAAGCGAUAGCAUGGUAUUAAAUCUAGCGAUAAUAGCGAAAAACCAGACAGUAAUUGAUUCUUUUAUCAGCCGUAAUGAUUCCAAUGUUUCUCUUAUGAAAUGGCGUGGACAGUACCCCAUUCAUCGCGCGGUGAAGUCGAAUAAUAUUGAUUGUAUAAUCCGUUUGCUAUCUCUUGGAGCUAAAAUUGAUAUAAAAGAUCAAUUAGGAAGAACAGCACUUUAUUAUGCUGCUAAAAAACUAAACACAUCAAUCACAUUUUUUCUUCUUCGUCAAGGAGCCAAUAUCUUAGCACUUAAUAAUAGAAGAUGUCAUCGAUGGCUUGAGUUGAACAUUAUUUGGCAUAAGACUUAA
Molecule: messenger RNA, 711 nt
Organism: Cotesia glomerata
Lineage: Eukaryota; Metazoa; Arthropoda; Insecta; Hymenoptera; Braconidae
Product: putative ankyrin repeat protein RF_0381
Exons: 2
Coding region: 1-711 (236 amino acids)
Molecular function (GO): protein binding
Source: RefSeq, a predicted model, not a curated record